AGCCCCUCCCCAGCGUGGGCCUUCCCCAGGCUGUCCUCCCUGUGUCCAUCCCUGCUGGGCGGCUCUGAUAGCACCUCCUCCCACGGAUCGCCGGCUUGGCUCCGGCACAUUGGGGGGGGCCUGUCCCCGUGGCUGUGGCAGCAGAGGGAGGGGGCCUCAGGAAGCCCCCCCAGCCUGGGGAGGCCCGGCUCCCCUGGGGCUCCACUUCGGGCCCAGCCGGCCCCCUGCCUCCACCUCCCCGCCUCAUUUGCAUGCCCUGUCGGGGCUGGGAGGGAGGGGCCCCAGCUCGGUGCCCAGGCUGCCCGGAGCCCGCGCCCAGCCCGCUCUGCCUCCCUGACGGCCAUGGCCCCCCCGCUGCUGGCUCUGCUCCUGGCCAGCGCGGCCGCGCUCCUCCUGGCAGAGCCCCACCCGGGGCCCACCCAGCCCGACGCCCUCCUGGUGUUCCCGGGGCAGACUGCCACGCUGCUGUGCGCCCUGAAGUCGGACUUUGCCAUCGGCGAGCAGGGCAUCUCGUGGUUCCAGCAGCACCCGGGCAGCGCCCCGCGCUUCCUGCUCUACUACUACUCGGAGGAGGACCAGGACCGCAAGCCCGGGCUGCCCCGGCGCUUCUCGGCCUCCAAGGACCCGGCCCAGAACGCCGGCGUCCUGACCAUCUCCCCCGUGCAGCCCGAGGACGACGCCGACUAUUACUGCUCCGUGGCUUAUUGAGGCCGUCCCUGGGGCCCGGCCCCCCGGCCACCCCCCGGCCCCCCACCCCUCAACCCAGCCCCGGCCCCUCGGCCCUAGCCCGUCCCAGCCCCUCACCCCCUCCUCUGAGGGCCCCUGAUGGAGGAGACCCCCUUGCUCUGUUCCUUGGACCACUGAGGGUAGAACUUGCCCAGACAUCCUGGCCCCAGAGCCACCACCGGGCACCAAACACCGGAAAAGCCAGCCGGCCGGUGCCCCCUGUGCCAAUCUACCGAUGCCCAGUGCCAACCUGCCGGCGCCCCUUGUGCCAACCUGCCAGCGUCCCUUGUGCCGCCGCCCUGGGGUGUGGCACACAGCAGCCCCUGAAUAAAAGCCCCCUCGCCGGGAUCUCAGGAUGCCCUUGCUAUUGAGGGGCCCCGGGGCUUUGGGGAGUCCGGGCCAGCUCGGGUCUCCUCAGCGGGGAUGAGCCCCUCCCCUCCCCCCUCCCUCAGCGGGGCUCCAGCCCCAAUAUACACCGGAGACUGCACGGGCCAGGGGGCUGGAAAGGAGAAACGGACGCGGGCACCUGUU
This is a messenger RNA of Sarcophilus harrisii (Tasmanian devil), 1257 nucleotides long. RefSeq names its product pre-B lymphocyte protein 3-like. Lineage: Eukaryota; Metazoa; Chordata; Mammalia; Dasyuromorphia; Dasyuridae. The coding region runs from base 343 to 708 and encodes 121 amino acids. Gene Ontology annotation, biological process: immune response; immunoglobulin production. The record is from RefSeq and is a predicted model, not a curated record. The transcript has 2 exons.